UUGCAGAUUGCUUGCUUUUUUCAUUCGAAGUACAGGUCAAGCAGGUCAAGCACCUACAAGAAGAAUGGGAAGUCUGCCGCUAUUCAUUAUGGAACUGGAUCAGUUUCUGGUUUCUUGAGUGAAGACUAUGUGUCUGUUGGUUCCCUCGUUGUGAAAGAACAGGUUUUUAUAGAAGCAACUAGGGAGCCAAGUGUCACUUUCUUGGUUGCAAAAUUUGAUGGCAUCCUUGGUCUUGGAUUUCAAGAAAUAUCUAUUGGCAAUGUAGUACCUGUAUGGUAA
Messenger RNA from Phalaenopsis equestris, 279 nucleotides. RefSeq names its product aspartic proteinase-like. The record is from RefSeq and is a predicted model, not a curated record. The transcript has 3 exons. Gene Ontology annotation, molecular function: aspartic-type endopeptidase activity. NCBI's taxonomy places the organism in Eukaryota, Viridiplantae, Streptophyta, Magnoliopsida, Asparagales, Orchidaceae. Gene Ontology annotation, biological process: proteolysis. The annotation marks the transcript as partial.